Messenger RNA from Ailuropoda melanoleuca (giant panda), 7200 nucleotides. RefSeq names its product trafficking protein particle complex subunit 11 (gene TRAPPC11). The record is from RefSeq and is a predicted model, not a curated record. The coding region runs from base 202 to 3738 and encodes 1178 amino acids. NCBI's taxonomy places the organism in Eukaryota, Metazoa, Chordata, Mammalia, Carnivora, Ursidae. The transcript has 29 exons.
GUGCUUCCUGUGCCUGCGCUGGCGGGGACCGGGAAGUCUCGCUUGCGGGGACCGGCUCUGGGGCGGUGGCGGUAGGCACAGGCCCCAGGCGUUCUGUGACACCCUGCCGGCUUCCCUUCGUUCUCCCCCGGCUGGCGGCGACCUGCCACAGCUGCAGCGGGCCCGGGGCGUGCGGCCUGGAUUUUUCCUGACACCUUGAACAUGAGCCCUACACAGUGGGACUUCCCUGUGGAAUUAUGUUGUCGGCCUAUGGCUUUUGUUACCCUCACGGGCCUGGAUGUAGUUUAUAAUGCUGUUCAUCGAGCUGUCUGGGAUGCUUUCUGUGCCAAUCGGAGGGCUGAUCGGGUACCAAUUUCUUUUAAGGUGCUCCCAGGUGACCAUGAGUAUCCCAAAUGUAGACCUAAGAGAACUUCCUAUGAAUGGUACAUUCCUAAGGGGAUCUUAAAGACUGGCUGGAUGAAUAAACAUCUGAAUCUGGUGCCGGCCCUGGUGGUUGUGUUCUAUGAACUGGACUGGGAUGAGCCCCAGUGGAAAGAAAAGCAGUCCGAGUGCGCUACCAGAGUGGAAAUCGUCAGGCAAAGUUUACAAGGGAGAAACACAAAAGUUGCAGUGGUUCUGAUUCAGAAGAAAACCCCUUUGCCCCCAGGAGAAGAUGUCACUGCGUCAGAAAGGGCCGCAGCUUUGUGUAACGCGUGUGAACUCUCAGGAAAGUCUUUGUUUGUACUGCCCCACACUGACCACCUGGUGGGUUAUAUUAUAAGAUUAGAAAAUGCCUUUUAUGAACACGCACAGACUUAUUACUACACGGAGAUCAGAAGAGUGAAAUCUCAUAAAGAAUUUUUGAAUAAAACAACACACCAGCUUUUAUUUGUUAGACAUCAGUUCAAAAUAGCUUUCUUCAGUGAAUUGAAACAAGAUACACAAAAUGCUCUGAAGAAUUAUAGGACCGCCUAUAAUCUUGUACAUGAAUUGCGAGCCCAUGAAACUAAUAUUCUGGAAAUAAAGACUAUGGCAGGAUUUAUAAACUACAAGAUCUGUAGGCUCUGUUUUCAGCACAACACCCCAUUGGAUGCAAUUGCUCAGUUCCGAAAACACAUUGACUUGUGUAAGAAAAAAAUCGGAAGUGCGGAGUUGUCUUUUGAGCAUGCUGCAUGGAUGUCUAAACAAUUCCAGGCCUUUGGAGAUUUAUUUGAUGAAGCUAUUAAGUUAGGGUUGACAGCUAUUCAAACUCAGAAUCCUGGUUUCUAUUACCAGCAGGCAGCAUACUAUGCCCAGGAACGGAAACAGCUUGCAAAAACCCUCUGUAACCAUGAAGCUUCUGUAACGUAUCCUAAUCCUGAUCCGUUAGAAACACAAACAGGCGUUCUUGACUUUUAUGGACAGAGAUCAUGGCGACAAGGAAUACUAAGUUUUGAUCUUUCUGAUCCUGAAAAAGAGAAGUUGGGAAUUCUUGCCAUUCAGCUGAAGGAGAGAAGUGUUGUUCACUCUGAAAUAAUAAUAACUCUUCUGAGCAAUGCUGUUGCACAAUUUAAGAAGUAUAAAUGUCCAAGAAUGAAAAGUCAUCUAAUGGUUCAAAUGGGAGAAGAGUAUUAUUAUGCAAAGGAUUAUACCAAAGCUUUGAAGUUGCUGGAUUACGUGAUGUGUGAUUAUCGGAGUGAAGGAUGGUGGACCCUGCUCACGUCUAUAUUGACCACAGCUCUGAAGUGCUCCUACCUCAUGGCCCAAUUAAAAGAUUACAUUACUUACUCCCUAGAACUCCUUGGAAGAGCUUCAACUCUGAAAGAUGACCAGAAAUCUCGGAUCGAAAAGAACCUCAUAAAUGUUCUGAUGAAUGAGAGUCCUGAUCCGGAACCCGACUGUGAUGUCUUAGCUGUGAAAACGGCUCAGAAGCUGUGGUCAGACCGCGUCUCCCUGGCCGGCAGCAAUGUCUUCACGAUAGGGGUGCAGGACUUCGUGCCGUUCGUACAAUGCAAAGCCAAGUUUCAUGCCCCGAGUUUUCAUGUUGAUGUUCCUGUGCGGUUUGAUAUCUAUCUGAAGGCUGACUGUCCACAUCCCAUUCGGUUUUCCAAGCUUUGUGUCAGCUUUAAUAAUCAGGAAUAUAACCAGUUCUGUGUAAUCGAAGAAGCAACCAAAGCAAGUGAAGUUUUGGAAAAUUUGACUCAGGGAAAGAUGUGCUUAGUUCCCGGUAAAACAAGGAAGUUUUUAUUUAAAUUUGUUGCAAAAACUGAAGACGUGGGAAAGAAAAUUGAGAUUACUUCGGUAGAUCUGGUUCUGGGCCUCGAGACGGGAAGAUGUGUGGUUUUGAAUUGGCAAGGAGGAGGAGGGGACGCCGCUUCCUCCCAAGAAGCCUUGCAGGCCUCACGUUCUUUCAAAAGACGGCCUAAGCUCCCCGACAAUGAGCUUCACUGGGACAGCAUAGUCAUUCAGGCAAGCACAAUGAUCAUCUCCAGAGUUCCAAACAUUUCUGUCCAUCUGCGACAUGACCCUCCUGCCCUGACUAAUGAAAUGUAUUGUUUGGUUGUGACCGUUGAGUCCCACGAGAAGACCCAAAUCAGAGACGUGAAGCUCACUGCUGGUUUAAAACCUGGACAGGAUGCCAAUUUAACUCAGAAAACACAUGUGUCUCUUCAUGGAACAGAACUGUGUGAUGAGUCCUACCCGGCUUUACUCACCGACAUUCCUGUGGGAGACUUACAUCCGGGGGAACAGCUAGAAAAAAUGUUGUACGUUCGCUGUGGAACAGUUGGUUCAAGAAUGUUUCUCGUGUAUGUUUCUUACCUGAUCAAUACAACUAUUGAAGACAAAGAAAUUGUUUGCAAGUGUCACAAGGAUGAAACUGUAACUAUAGAAACUGUCUUUCCAUUUGAUGUCGCGGUUAAAUUUGUCUCUACAAAGUUUGAGCACCUGGAAAGGGUCUAUGCGGACAUCCCCUUUCUAUUGAUGACGGACCUUUUAAGUGCCUCACCUUGGGCCCUCACUGUUGUAUCCAGUGAGCUCCAGCUUGCUCCUUCUAUGACCCCGGUGGAUCAGCUGGAGUCCCAAGUGGACAAAGUUGUCUUACAGACUGGAGAGAGUGCUAGUGAAUGCUUUUGUCUUCGGUGCCCAUCUGUUGGAAAUGUUGAAGGUGGAGUAGCAACUGGGCAUUAUAUUAUCUCCUGGAAGAGGACCUCAGCCAUGGGAAACGUCCCCGUCAUCAGUACUGUCAUCACUCUGCCACACGUGAUCGUAGAAAACAUUCCUCUCCACGUGAAUGCAGAUCUGCCAUCAUUUGGGCGUGUCCGAGAAUCCUUACCUGUCAGGUAUCACCUACAGAAUAAGACUGACUUAGUUCAAGAUGUGGAGGUUUCUGUGGAGCCCAGUGAUGCCUUCAUGUUCUCAGGUCUUAAACAGAUUCGAUUACGGAUCCUCCCUGGCACCGAACAGGAAAUGUUGUAUAAUUUCUACCCUCUGAUGGCCGGAUACCAGCAGCUGCCGUCUGUCAACGUCACCCUGCUCAGAUUUCCUCACUUCACAAAUCAGCUGCUCCGACGUUUCAUACCUACCAGUAUUUUUGUAAAGGUAGGGCUUAGAAAUUGCCUGCUUUUUAAAUCUCCGGUCUUGAAAACAAACCAGAGGGGUUUCUUUCACGUAAGCUUCACUAAGCAAUAUUUCGAGACCGAUAGUUUUGGGUUUUAUGAUACGAAUUUGGCAGUAUUGCUCUUCAUUUCUGUGAAGUUGCUAUUAUUUUACAGAAUCUAAUUUCAGAGGUUUUUAUUCCCUUAGGUAGAUAAUGAUUUACCUUUGUGGGUUCCUUAGAUGUACGUGUUUUUUUCUUUGGCUUAGUAAAGUAUGUUUUUACAUUGUAGUUAGCUUGUAACUAGUUUUUAGUCAAAAUGGGUCAACUUUCUUUUUUUUUUUUAAGAUCUUAUUUAUUUAUUUGACAGACAGCCAGCGAGAGAGGGAACACAGGCAGGGAGAGUAGGAGAGGAAGAAGCAGGCUCCCAGCGGAGGACCCUGAUGUGGGGCUCGAUCCCAGAACGCUGGGAUCACACCCUGCACCGAAGGCAGACGCUUAAUGACUGUGUCACCCAGGUGCCCCGCCCCAUGGAUCAACUUUCUAAACAUGAUCCUUGAACGUUCCUAAUUCUCUGUGUAAUACCGGACUGGGGCCUUUUCUGAAAAGGAUCCUGUGUCGGAGACUGUCCUCAGGUUGACCGUUUUGAUGUUUUACACGGGGACCACGGCCAGGUUCCUGGAAUAAAGGAAUGUGUAGGAUGGUCAUAGUCAGUGUGGGAGAGAGUGAAUCGUGACGUGCGGGAGGUUCAUUGAGCACAGCGCUCACUUCCGCUGAAGCCGUUCUCGCUGCCUAAAAUUAGGGCUUGCCUCCAGGUAGUUGUGGGUUCCUCAGUAACUCAGCUGUACGUGGAUGCAUAUGCAUCCUGUGUGCCGUCCUCUGUGGUAAGUUCAUACUCACUUUCUAAAUGACACGUCACAUUGCUCGCUCUUGCCUUUUGUAUCUGAUUCAAGUGUGGAGGAACUGUCGCUUCUUUACAUAAUCUGGGACGGGGUAAGUGAUAAAUUAGUCUGUGUUAAUGCAUCCUUUAUAAUCUUCCUAGCUUUUAUCUUUCCAUCUGCAAAAAAAUAAUUUUUUAACGUUUCCAGGCACCGUACUUUUAAAGUGUAAAGGAAAAAUCUCAUACUUCUAGAUCUCUUGCACUUAAACAGUGGCUUUUUUAAAAGACUUAAUUUUUUUAAAGCAGUUUUAAGUUCAUAGUGAAAUUGAGAGGAAGGUACAGAGAUGUCCUGUAUGCCCCUCGCCUGCCCCCCUAACAGCAGUUUAUUUUUAUUUUUUAAUUAAAAAAAUUUUUUUAAAGAUUUUAUUUAUGUAUUAGAGAGAGAAUGCGUGUGUGUGCACGAGCAGGGGUGGGGGGAGCGGCAGGCAGAGGGAGAGGGAGAAGUCUGGCUUCUUCCCAGGACCCUGGGAUCAUGACCUGAGCCGAAGGCAGAUGCUUAACCCACUGAGCCACCCAGGCGUCUCAGCAGUGGGUUUUUAACCAUUUCCACCUGUUCACACUUACAGGCUAUGUCUGUUGCUGUUCCUUCUGUCAUGUCUGAGGUCACCCUGCAGGGGAAAAGUCUCAUGACUGGGGCAGGGAGCAGCGGCGGCGCGGGGACCUGCUGAAGUGUGCUAGUACAGCUUUAGUUAGCGUGAGAGUGGCGUCAGCAUAGAGUGAGCUGUACUAACAUAGCCUGUUGGAGAUGUGAGAGUUGAUCAUUUUGAGGAAUCAGGAUUUCAGGUCCGCCGAUGAAUCUCUUUCAUUCCUUUCCCUGUACACCCAGCCUAAUCCCAGCUCCUGCUAGUUCAGUCUUCUGGUGUUCUUCCACAGGACACCUCUUCUGGAUAGUGCUUCAAUCCAUAAGGAAGGGUUCCAGAAAAAUAAACAUUUGUAAGUUUUAGCAGAACUAGCAUGCCGUUUUCUAACUGCCAUGCUCUUUUUUUUAAAUACAAGUACUACCUUCUGGUAACUUGACUGCUGUCUAAAAAGUUGGCUGGGAUCCUCAGAGCCAGCUCCUUUAUCAGUUGGGAAAUCUCAGAGUGACAGUUGUUUUACCUGUCACGCUAAGGACAGUGACUGAGGAGUAUCCUUUUCCCGCUUAGUGAACAGUCUUACAGCUCAUGUUGGCCAUCCCUUCACACCUUUACUAAACUCUAGAACUGUGCUAUUCCAGUAUGAUAGCCACUAGCCACGUGUGCCCUACCGAGAUGUAAAUUAAAAUUAAUUAAAAUUUAAUUUAAUUUAAAAAUUAGUUAGUUGCGCUAGCUGCACUCGAAGUGCCCAGUACAUCAAUGUGACAGGUGGCUAUCCUGCUGGACAGCACUGACUAGAGCUUGAAAGUUCUCUUGGACAGUGCUCCCCUAGUUUAAGGCUAGAGCAAUAUUUUCCUUCCUUUGAAAUAUUUUUCUUCCUUCCUUUCUCCUUUGAAAAGUAGAUUCCAGUUUUCUAUUUGCAUGAUGUUCUUAUCUUCUGUUCAUGUUUGUAAAGCUGUGUUGGUAAGGAUUUAACAGGUUGAGCCAUUAUUCCGUUUGUUCUUUCUUUUUUCUUUUUUUAAGAUUUUAUUUUAUUUGAGAGAGAGAGCACAAGCACAGGGAGCGGCAGGGAGAAGGAGAAGCAGGCUCCACGCAGAGCAGGGAGCCCGAUGUGGGGCUUGAUACCAGGACCCCGGGAUCAUAUCCUGAGCCAAAGGCAGACAGUUAACAACGGAGCCAUCCAGGCACCCCCAGUAUUCCGUUUCUAAAACUGAACAUCCUCUAUCAGUACUAAAGAUUAUGUGAAGUAUAAGAGACCAGGCACCUGUUCUUAAAUUCAUUCCAUUCCUGCCUUGAAUGUCAGAGGCCUAACUUGCACUCACAUACACAUUACACUCACAGGUGCAUGAAACACACGGCAACGAAACGCUCCCUUCCCUGCCUCAGGGAGCCCCUCCACCAACCAUUCUGUUUCAAGCCUAGACCGUGGCUUUUGGUGAUGAUGUUGUAACACCGUCCUGUUCCGUGUCCUGAAUACCGUCUCAUGCUCUUCCCACAGAGGUCUGCUAUGUGCAUCCGCUCAGUAAGAUUAUUUGCGAGAGAGUGAUUUUUUUCAGUUCCUUGAUCUGCCUGAGGUAUUGCUAACCUGCCAGAAGUUUUACCCCUAAGAACAGUUAUGAUCCUUUUAUUCAUUCUUAGCCUUUGCUCGUCUGAUAUGACGAUUUAAGUUUUCUUCAGUGACCUUGGGGAAAGGGAAGUUUUUGUUUUUAUCUGCUGCUUCUGUCCUUGUAGUAUUCAUUGUUAGAUACUUUAGUUCAUUGUGAAUUGCUUUUUCUUACAAACAGGAGAUUGGGAGACCUUGAUUCUCCAAGGAAACUUGUCUAUCAGCUCAGUUUGUGGCCUUCUUGAAGCCUAGGAUGCAGGAGGGCCCUGAGCAAGAGAGAAAAUAAAACUACCCCUUAAGCAGGAAUGGCAGAUGGGUUCCCAGUCACGUUCCCGGUGAGAGAUCCGUAGCCGCUAGGACACAGGGUGAAGACAACUGGUGACUGAGGCGGAUUCAGCCGGUGGAGGUGGACGGUUGGCUGGCGAUGUCGGUGUCUGGUGGCAGAGGGAACGGGGGCAGCACCUUGCCCCUGCAGCUUGCCCUCCCCAGGUUCAAGUGAAGCGAGAAGGUGGGGUGAGGGAAGGAGAGA